Molecule: messenger RNA, 11615 nt
Organism: Schistosoma spindalis
Lineage: Eukaryota; Metazoa; Platyhelminthes; Trematoda; Strigeidida; Schistosomatidae
Source: the annotation of a GenBank genome assembly
GCUUUUAUUCAACGUUUUCAGGGUUACGUUAGGUCAUUCGGAAGCGGUGUCAUUGAAAUGAAAAAUGGCAACUAUUAUCUUAACUUCCACUGAUCAGGCAAUGAUUCAAGGUAUAAUACGCAUUAAAAACAGACAUACAGGACAUAUUUUGUGAAUCUAACUUAUUUUCGAAUGGAACAUCAGUACAGAUCAUUCGGUGUUGAGUCAACUAGCUUCCUGGAAGACCUAAACGACCCAGGAUCUUGCUCAUAUACAGUCCACCAAAACGUCCAGAGCAAUCCAAACUUCACUACUAAUUUUCAGCAACAAGCACCAGGAUAUUACGGUUACGAAUCUAGAUUUAAUAUUCCGCAACAGCAACAGAUUCGUUAUGAUCCCAAAUUGUAUGCAAGUGCCCCUUUAAGCUUUCCGAAUCCCGAACAUCAAUAUGAUUGCAGUAACAAUCGACAACGAUUAGUUGCCCCAAGAUGUGGUUCCCCAUAUGACCGUCCGGAGUACACAUGGGACCAAAAUUCGCCUUACACCUUACCGAAUUACAGUUUACGACCAGGUGAUGCACGUUUUUCACGACCCCAUUCACGAACUUCUGAAGUACAUCCUCAAACUGGGAAUCAAUUUUCCUGCCGUGUUUCCACAAACCAAACUCUUACAUCCAGCUCAUCAAGUUGUGCGGCGAGUCAUCUAAAUGGAAGUAAAGACUCAGGUUUUCAUCAAGCCAUUCAGACUCAGUCGAGUAUUCAACCUCAUUGUUUACAGAAUGAUGCAACUGGGUCAUAUGUCAACACUUUAGAUUGUAAAUCUCAGAGGGUCAGUUUAUACAAGGAGGAAUCUACUCGGAUUUGUGAUCGUUUGUCUCAACUGUAUCGUUUGUCAUCCACUUCCCCAACUAUUCAACAAGAAAUCAACUUUUUACAGGGGCAGUUGAGAACUUUAGAAUCGUCUGCCCCAAUAUCUGAAAAGCAGUCUGUCCAAACGUUUUAUUCUGCUCAGAUCUGUAGUGAUAAAACACUUCAGAACGUACCUCUCUCUGUUUCUCAAUCGGCUCCUAAUCCAUCCUCAUCUUCAUCUUAUGCAAUCCAUCGAUACUCUGUAGAUCUAAAAGCAACUGGAACUAACUGUAGUACUUCUAACCCGCGAGUAGUUUGCUGUCAGAAUGAUACAUUAAAAGUUUCACAGGAAAUUACUAGUACAAACAAUUGCACAACGACAUCCAUUUCGUCCAGCUGUAUUUCUGUCGCGAAUACUUCCUACCCAUAUGUUGUCACACCCCAUUUACAGGAGGUUUCUUCGGUUGUGAGCGGCCAUCUGCCUGUCAAUACAGUUAACAGUUACCCAACCGUUCAAUCCACCUCAAAUAGUCAGACUACUCUGUCAGGCACUAUUUCAAAUUGCUUCGUAGACAGAAAUAUAUCUUCUGGAUCCAGCUUACUGACCGUAUGUUCUCAGUCAGGUAAUGUGUGUAGUCCCUCACUCAUCAUAUCCCCAAGUAAUAACAUAAACCCUUGCAUCACCUCUUCAUGUUUAUCAAGUUUUUGCCAGUCAGCUGGUGUAUCUAAUGGAUUUUUGGAAAAUUCUAUUAACCAGCAGAGUCGGGAAUCACUUGCUCCUGCAAGCGCUACAUUACCUCAGAAUAAUCUAACUCUUCAAAGUUCGUUAGUCGUUUCUAGAAAUCAGCAGGUUAUUAAUGAUGUGAAAUCGAAUCCAAAAAGAAUUCCUGAGUCGUUAAGUUGUAGUUCUGUAAACAUUGAAGUGGACUACAGCAAAAUGAAUAUAUGCACUAGUCAAAGUAAUCUCGUUGGACCACUUAACUCCUGUUCAUUUACACUCAAUUCAGAUACAGUUCAGCAAUCGAUACAUGGAUCUACAAUACAUUAUCGCCAAGCUGAAAAUUCUGAUAUUUCUUAUAAUCCUAUGUGUAAAAAUAUGCCAGACUCUUCCUGUGGAAGUGUUUCAUCUGUCACUUCUGGCAACUAUUCUCAGGUAUAUCAGAAUUAUGGACAGUACGUCCCAUUUACACAAGAAAGUCGACUAAACAUAAAUUCUGGAAGCUACUGGAACCCACAGUACCAGGGAACUUCGGGCGAAUUAAUUGGACAGCAUCUACAGCCUAUAGCACCAGCACCUGUACAUUCCAUCGUAGGACCCGGAACUCAAUGUAUUGAAAUGAAUAAAUGCAGUAGUCUAGGCUGCAAUGAUAUCUCUUACGCUUCUAUUCUACCGAAGACUACAUCUACUGAAUCACAACCAGUGAAAAAGACUAGAGGACGUAAGCCUCGAAAUCACGAGAAUGAUACAGAUAAGCAUCCACGAAAACCAAAAAAGAGUCGGGAAGUUGGGGCUCCGACAAAUGAAGCUCAAUCUGACAACACUCCUGACAGACCUGUUUUUAUAGCCCCACUAACAAAGCGUCCGCGUGGUCGUGCACCAAAAAAACCUAAAACAGAUGUUGAAAGUGAUAGCAACUUCGUCUCAAAUCCUUCUGCCAUUGAAAGUAUUAAUGAGAAUAUCGAUGCCAGAGGUGACGAGUCUCUUUUAGAAUCCAGAAAGCGUCGGGCUUCUAUUCGUCCUGUUGAGGUUCGGAAAAAGCGAAAGUACAGAAAGUCAGUUAAAUCCACAUCUAUGUUAGCGAAUGAUUCUUUGAAUAUUUCACAGUCUUCAGAAGCAACAUCACCUAAUGAUGCCACACAGUUAUCUGAAACAAUAACGAAACAAGUUAAAGUUGUACGAGCUCGACCUCGUCCAAAGAAAAGAAGACCUUUGCCUACGUUGAUCAAACGAAAAAGACGCUCAGCAUUUUAUGGAGAUGACUCAGGAUCCGAACCGGAUAUGUCAGGUCGCCUAGGAAGCCGUACUUCUGAAGUUCGAGUAGAAUCCGAGGGUGCUAAUAACUCAAGAAAUAAACGUCGUUCCGAACGAAAUACUGGCGAUCGUAAAAGUUAUACUGACGAUUUACAGCUUAACCUCAGUGAUGAUGAGAUCGAUGGUCAAGAUGGUGAAGUGAUUACGCUAAAUGAUUCUGCUGAUUUCGCCGAAGAUGUUGAUAACAAGAUUGUUGAGUCCGUACUUGGUCGACGAAUUACUAAGAGAUUGAUCAAAAAAAUUACUCAAACUGAGAUAAGAUCUACUGACGAUGUUAUUAACAAAAGUAGUAAAGUUGACAUGCAAAACUCAACAAAUAAUUCAGGGGAGAAGUCUCAAGUCACAGUUACAGAAGAAGAGGAAGAAGAAGAAGUUGAAGAAUUCUAUUUGAAAUAUAAAUCUUACUCAUACCUUCAUUGUGAGUGGCGUGCUUUAGAUGAAAUCACUGAUCCGCGCAUUCUUCCGAAAAUAAGACGAUUUGAGUUGAAACAGGCCAAUUCGAUGCGCACCGAAGAUGAUGAUGUCGUAUUGUUUAAUCCAGAUUAUGUGGAAGUUGAACGCGUACUAGACGUUAAAGUUUAUAGUAAUGGUCAACUAGUACCUACGGAGAAGUUAGAACGUGAGUCUGGUAGAGAAAGCUUCAGUGGUGAUCCAGCGGAUUUAAAAAGGUAUAUUAGACGACACAAGGAGCGCAAUAAAGUCCGUAAUGUUCGUGAAACAAAAUGCAAAAUAAAAAGUGAGGCUCCAUCUGAGGAGUCGACUAUCAUGUUAACAAUGAAUACUUCAGAAUCUGUUUCAGAAAAUCAUUCAACAACACCACUUACUGAAGAUUUUCUUGAAGCUGACAACAACCCUAAUUGUCCUCCUCCAAGUAGUUCCAAUGCAGGAGAUACAUCUUCACAUAUCUCUCAGACCACACUUGUUGAGGUAGAUAUAAAAUCUACAGACACUAUUUGUCCUAGCCCUGCUGAUCUAAUGUCGUCUCAUAAUGAGGAGAAAGAUAGGUUUAAUGACAUCAGCGAUGGAAAUACAUCGUCAGCAGCUAAGCAAUAUGAAAUAGAAAGCGUUCAAUUGGAAGCAACUUUACUAACAAAUAAAACUGAAAAAUAUGAUGAUAUCGAUGAUAAGGACGAUGAUGAUGAUGAUGGCACCUGUUCACCUGUUAAUGUAACUUACUACUUGGUUAAAUGGCGUUCAUUAGCUUAUGAAGAUGCCACAUGGGAAUUAUCUCAAGAUGUUGACCCAACAAAAGUCAAAGAAUUCUACAAACGUCGUUACCCACCAAGGAAUCCUUUUAUUCCUAGGGAUAAUAAUUACAAGAUUAUUCGACCUGAUCCUUCUACUUGGAAACCGAUUGAUUCUAACACAAUUUAUAAAAACAAUAAUAAACUACGUGAUUAUCAAGUUGAAGGUGUGAAUUGGCUUACAUUCUGUUGGUAUCAUCAUCGUAAUUGUAUACUUGCCGAUGAGAUGGGUUUAGGCAAAACAGUGCAAAGUGUUACAUUUCUUUUAGAAAUAUUUAAAGCUAAUGUCCAAGGUCCAUUUCUAAUUAUUGUUCCUUUAUCUACUGUUGGUAAUUGGCAACGAGAAUUUGAAAAUUGGUCAGAUUUUAAUGUGAUUAUUUAUCAUGGAAGUUCUGUUAGUCGAAGUAUGAUUCAAGAAUAUGAAAUGUUCUAUCGUAAGCGUACAUCCGGUGCACCUAGACACGAUAUUUAUAAAUUUCAUGUGAUAGUUACAACUUUUGAAGUUCUUAUGAAUGAUAUUGAAUUUCUUGGUCAAAUUCAUUGGGCAGCUGCUGUGAUAGAUGAGGCGCAUCGACUAAAAAAUAAAAAGUGUAAACUUGGUGAAGGCUUGAGAUAUUUAGACUUGGAUCACCGUGUUCUUCUUACUGGAACUCCAUUGCAAAAUAAUGUAGAAGAGUUGUUUGGUUUAUUGAAUUUUUUGGAACCUGAAAAAUUCAAUUGUUCAGCCACUUUUGUUGCUGAGUAUGGUGAAUUGAAAACAGAAGAACAAGUUGAACGUUUAAAAGCAGUGCUAAAACCUAUGAUGUUACGUCGGCUAAAAGAAGAUGUUGAAAAGAGUUUAGCUCCAAAAGAAGAAACUGUCGUUGAGGUGGAAUUGACUAAUAUACAGAAGAAAUACUAUCGCGCAAUCAUGGAACGUAAUUUUUCGUUUCUAUGCAAGGGUUCCAGUACAAAUGCUCCUAAUUUAAUGAAUAUAAUGAUGGAGUUGAGAAAAUGCUGUAAUCAUCCAUUUUUAAUUAAAGGCGCUGAAGAUGCUAUACUCUCAGAAUUUCAGGCGAACGAUAAUACCUUGAGCGAAGAUGAUCUGACCUUUCGAACAAUGGUCUAUGCAUCAGGAAAGCUUGUGUUAAUCCAUAAGUUGUUGCCGAAAUUACGUGCUGAUGGUCACAAAGUUCUCAUAUUUUCUCAAAUGAUUCGUGUACUCGAUAUUCUUGAAGACUAUCUUGUUCACCAAGGGUUUCAAUUUGAACGUAUCGAUGGACGGAUUCAUGGACCAUUACGUCAAGAGGCAAUAGACAGAUUCAGUAUUGAUCCAGAUAAAUUUGUCUUUUUGUUAUGUACCAAAGCUGGUGGUUUGGGAAUUAAUUUAACUGCUGCCGAUGUGGUAAUUAUUUACGAUUCUGACUGGAAUCCUCAAAAUGAUCUUCAAGCCCAAGCACGUUGUCAUCGUAUUGGUCAACAAAAAAUGGUUAAAGUCUAUCGUUUAAUUACUCGUAAUACAUAUGAACGUGAAAUGUUUGAUCGAGCAUCUCUUAAACUUGGUCUAGAUCGAGCAGUUCUUCAGUCUAUGGGAAGUAAAGAAGCUAGACAAGCUCAAAUGACAAAAAAAGAAAUUGAAGAUCUUUUAAAGAAAGGUGCAUAUGGAGCAUUAAUGGAUGAUGAUAAAGCUGGUGAAGAUUUUUGUGAAGAAGAUAUUGAUCAGAUACUUCAAUCAAGAGCACGUGUUGUUCAAUUAGAACAAGGAAAAGAGAACUCUACUUUUUCUAAAGCGACAUUUUCAAUGUCAGAUAACAGGAGCGAUAUUGCAUUAGACGAUCCGAACUUCUGGCAGAAAUGGGCUAAAAAAGCUGGAGUUGAUGAAACGGCACUAGUCAUGAAAGAUCUGAUAGUCCAAACUCCACGUCAACGCCGUCAAACUAAUCGUUAUUCGUCAAUGAUGGUUAAUGAACCUUCUAACAUUCCAAGUCCAGCUAGCUUUAACAUGUCGGAUUUCGAUGAUAAUGCAAACUCAAACAGUUCUGGUGAUGAGACGGUUAUUCAAUGUUCAUCAGGUCGAAUUCGAUCCCGUAGGAAUCGACGAGCUGCUCGAAAUUCACGAAAGUCAAUACCAACUUCAAACAUCAAGCAGGAAAAAUCCGUUGUUUCAAAAGAACCUGAUGGAUGUAUAGAAAGUAAUCCAAAUGUAAUUGAACCGCUUGAUCGAGCUGAUCUUUUUCGAGUUGAGCGUUGUUUACUCACAUGGUCCUGGGGUCAGUGGGAGCAAGCAAUUUCGUCUGUCACUUUCAAACGAACUAUGCUGCCAUCUGAAUUGGCAUAUUUUUCAUGUGCGUUAUUGGACUACACUUUACAGUGUUUACCACCGAAUUCAGAUGUUCGCACACGUGCUAUCUGUGAAACUCUUGCUCGUCCUGGUACCUGGAAACUUGAUAUUCAUCAGGUGAAUACUGUUGUUUCAGAAGCCACCGCUAAAAUUAAAUGUAUGGCCCCUUCUGUAUCUCUUAAUAUCGAUGUUGAAAACUUUGAAGGUCAAACACCAAUCCUAGAACAGAAGGUGAACAAAAAAGAUAUGUUAUCUUCCGAGUUGAUAACUGAGAACAAACGUUGUUUAGACUCUCCUGUUCCUAGUGAUUAUAAUCCAGUUGGCAGUCCACUAGUAGAUGAUGCUUCAUCAACUGAUCCUUUAAAUACUACGACAAUGAAACUAACUGCAGACGAUACAGAUAUUUUACAUAAUAUGGUUAGAUGCAAUACCCAAUUGGAAUCAUGUGAACCAAUUGAAAGAAAUGAAAUUCCUGAGAAAGAUGAAGAUGAUAUUGAUGAUGAGAACCCUAUCAAAAUAGAAGAAACCCAAAUAUCUCCUAGACUUGCAGCAUUCAAACCUGAACUUCUACUACCAUCUGAAAGUUUUAAAAAGCAUGUUCAAAGAGCUGGGGCUAGGCUUUUGAAUCGUGUCGCUCUUCUAUUCUUUUUACAAUGUGAUAUUAUUGGUAUAAAUCCUGCUCAAGAUCUGAUCUCGUCCAAAUUAAGUCACACUGAUUUCAAUGAAUUAGCAUCAAGUUUACCUCCGUUAGAAGCUCUCGAUUCAGAUUUACCUGCUCCAUGGUGGGAUGCCUGUUGUGACAAAUGUUUACUACUUGGUAUUAUGAAACAUGGAUGGGAAAAAUAUACAGCAAUUCGUUUAGAUCCUAAGUUAUGCUUCCGUUCUCGUGCUGUUAAAAUUGUUCAAUCUCAAUCUCCAACUGUAUUAGAAGGCUUAAUGAAGAAUAAUUUUGGUGAAUCGGGGAUGGUUGCAAAAAGUCCAAACGGUGACUACGAGACUGAAGUGGAUUUAAUUAAAACUGAUGAUACAACUGAAUGUAAACCAGAAGAAAAUGUUCUUUCACACUCUGAUCCUCUCACCUUAGUUGUUUCUGAAACAACUUCAGAGAAUGUUGGAACAGCUAUAGAUGAUGUAAAAGUUUCAGAGGUGGAUGAUAAUAAAUUACACAACCUAAAAGAAGACAAUAUUUAUAAGCCAGUUGAAAAAGAUAUAUCAUCUGUUCCACUGACGGAUACCUCGAAUAAUGAAAACAAUAUUUCAGAUGAUAUUCUACUUGCUGCUCUUCCAUUUCCUCAACUUGCAGAUUUAAACUCUCGAGCUAGAAAACUUGUUGGUUUUUUCCAACGCAUCAAAAGUCAACUAGAAUCUGAUUCAUCUCGACAUAUGCCUAAAGUUGAAGUUGAAGAGUCUGCAACAUGCUCACCUGUUGUAAAACUUUCAGAACCAAAAAUUUUAAAAUGGACGCGUAGAGAAGAAGCUGACUUCUAUCGUGUAGUAUCAAGCUUUGGUGUGGAAUUUACUGAAAUUUCCCCAACAACAGAUACUGAUGAAGUGUCGAAAUCAAACGCUACUGAUGUUAUCGAUGAAGAGUCAAGGCCGUCAUCAAAACCACCAAUUCCAAGAAUAUAUAGUUGGAUUAAUUUCCGACAACUUGGUAAUCUAGGUCGGAAAUCUGAUCAAGCGCUAGUUGAAUACUUUCAAGCUUUUUAUCGAAUGUGUCAACGUGUCUGCAAAAAGGAACUUACUGUAUUUGCAGAACCUGCUUCCACUAUCGCUACUACUACAACAUCGGGAUCAAGCGAUUUAGGCUGUGAACUUGUGAUUGAUCCUAUUUCCGAAGAACGUGCUAGUCGUUGUUUGUCACGUAUAGAUUUGUUAGUACGUAUUCGGAAUAAUAUUCUACAACAUCCUGAUUUGGAGAAAAGACUUAAAUUAUGUCAGUCUAGUUCUGAUCUCCCAGGUUGGUGGAUACCUGGAAAGCACGACAAAGAGUUGUUGUUUGCUGCAGCAAAGCAUGGAUUAGCUCGUACUGAUCUAAACAUUCUUCAAGAUUCGAACUCGAGUUUUGCACGAAUAGUUCAGUUAAUUCGUGAUAAUCUAGCUCAUGAUCCAGCUGUUACAGAUUAUCCUGGUGAUUUGAAUGCUAAUCAAUCAAGUAGAUCAAGUAUAGCUGCAGCUGCUGCGUCAGCAGCUCGUUCAGCUGCAGCUCAGCUAUUGAAAGAAGAAAAAGGAGAAGAACAAGAAAGUCCUGAUCUCUCUGAAUUACCGUCAUCCGAACUAAAUGUAGAAAAAGGUGAUGUAACAGAUAAAUUAGAAUACAAUCAGUUAGAAAAUUAUUCUCCAAUGAUUUCUACAAAUUGUCAAGAUCCUGCCACUAUUAAAGAUGACAAUGAAGUAGAUUCUAUAACUUCUGAAAUCAUUGUCGCACAUGAUGUUGCAACACCAUCUGGUGUGAAUAUCACUGAGAAUGAUCUGUCAUCAGAUACAAAUCAUAAUGCCAACGAGAAAAAUAAUGUCAAAGUCACUAUCAAGGAAGAUCUAUCAGUUGAUAGUGCGAACAGCGCUGAUAUCAUUAAAGUGGGAUCCGACUCGACCGUUGCUGAAUGGUCUAUCAAAUUCGCUACUAAUCUGGCGAUCUCAUGGCCUAAAGAUAGGACUAUUCAACAUCGCUUGGAACUCAUUUGUCAAACUGUUGAAACUAACGAAUGGCCGAAUCCUCGUCGUUUUAUUACACCGAUUACCACUGCAAUUUCAGUAUCAUCAUCUAUGGUAAAUUCUACUCGCUCACAUGUUGAGUCAAAAGUUACAAGUUUGAAUACUUCAUUCCCUCAAAAUUAUCGAAGUUCAUCGUCAUUAUCCCGUGACAGUUAUCCCUUGUCAUCUAGUAAUUCUAGAAGAAUUCCAAUGAAUGCCUCUCACGUUUCAUUACCUCGAAAACAGUAUGGUCUACCCGUUUUUUCUCCUGAAAUGACCUCUAAUUCACUUGAUCCAACAUGUGACCUGAAGUUAUCCAAUUUAACAGAUAUAUCAUCUGUGGUUACGAAUAAUGAGUUUGACGAUUCACCACAAUUCGAUUUCUCUAUGAGUGAGAGACAUAUUAAUUCAUCACACUGUAAGUCAGCGUCGUUACAAUCCUAUUCUACUGAAACACAGUCUGCAACCGCCAUACCGACGGAUUCUGAUGAGAGUAUUUCUACGUCUGCCAACAUUCCAUUAAAUCUAAAUGACAAUCAGUUACCCUUUAUUUCUAAUCCCACGAACGAGAAUACUUUAGUUGAUCGAAACCGUGGUCGAAUUCGCAAUCGAAGUAAUCGAUCUAAUUCACUUGGCAAAAAUUUAUUUACUAGUCGUGAUAAAUGUCAAACCAAUUCUGAUUCUGAUCAAGAAACUUUAUCAUUUCAUGAUACAACUUUAAAAUCUACAACUUCGAAUUCAGAACACUUUUCACAAAGUUCCAAAUCGUUAUCGAUAUCUGCCAGUAAUCCAGUGUCUGAUGAUAAUGACUUUUCAAUGCCACCACCCAGUAUGACAUCUGCACCACGCUCUAUUUCUGGAACGAAUAAUCGUGGACGUAAACGAAAAAGUGAUACUUCUAAACUUCCAUCGGAUUCAAAUUCAACAUUUGCAAAAGUUUCUUACAGUUCUAAACGUGAACGUCUCAGUUCAUCUAAAGUUGAGUCGAACAAUAAUGAUUUACAGAAAGCUUCUCAGAAUGUUAAUUCUGACAUUUGGGAUGUGCGUGUCCCAGUAAUUAGUUUAGUUGAUGGUUCUUUAAUUUAUGGUGAUAAAGCUCCUGAACGAAGAUCACUAGAAUCUUGGUUGGAUGCAAAUCCCAAUUAUAUGCCAUAUUCAGUAGAGGUGGAGGAUCGUGCAAUCUAUAGUCGUGUUGCAAGUGCUAGGGGUCAAGAUACAAGUAAUAUGGAGGCAUUAGCCUAUAAACAUUAUCUAAAUAGUUUACUGGCUAGUGCAGCAACCAGCAGUGGUGUAGGCAAUAACAAUGUAACAACGUCCAAUUCUCCAUCAUCUGUUGUUGCCUCGCAGGUUAAUAAUUUCAAUACACAACAAUAUUUACAACAACAACAGUUAUUAAAUACAUUUGGUGCCUAUGCUCGUCAUCCAGCAUACGCUAAUUUGAUCGCUUCUGCUUUGAGUAAUUGGCAGUCCAUUUCCUCCAUACCAUCAUCAUCCACUGCUACCUCUGGUACUGGAGCUGUCUCUGAUACUACCACUUCUAAAUCACGAGUUCCCGUCUCCACGAGCUGUGUACCGUCAACAUCUCGUUCUUCAAAAUCCCGUUCCACUGGAAGUCGUUCGGAGAGUUCUAGUCGCCGACGUGAUCCUGUCGAAGUGACAGCUUCCCCCCUUAAUUGUCAAGCAUAUCCAUUUGUUCCCGAGAGGAAUUCCGGUAGUACUCCAACAAUACAAGAUCCAUUCCAAUUAAACGCUGGUAACCAACGGAUGGAUUCAAUGUUAAAUGCCGUAUAUCAGCAGGCUGCUGCAAUGAAUCUAGCUUAUAUGUGCAAUCCUGUAACUGCAGCAGCUCUAUAUAGUCAACUUAUGUUAGCAUGUUCUGGGUCAGUCAUUCCACCUGAUAUCGGAUCAUCUAAUGUUAAUUUGACAUCUACCGCUUUUGCUUCACAACAAGCCACUCUGGCUUCUUUGUAUGCCAACUACUUGUUGUCAGCUAAACAGAUGCAACAAAGACAGGCGACCCAAACAACUAAUCAUUGGGAUUCUCAACAACUCCUCGCAUCUUUAGCUUCAACUUUAAUGUCUGCUUAUGGAAAUUCCGGAGAAAUAGAUACUACAGCUCUUUUGUCAAUGUUUAGUGGAGCGGCAAAUUCUUCACUUGGAAUCGGAACAACGUCUACUCCUGUUAAGCAUUCAAACUCUCAACAACAAUCAUGCACUCAACCAGAUAAUAGAAUUCAUCCACUCCCAACAUCUCCUACCCCUACUUCUGAAAUAGGUAGCUCUGUUUGUUCAGAGCGAGAAACUCAGGAUUCCGGAGAGACCAGACAAACUGUAUCUUGUAGACGUGCAGAUCAAUCUCAGGAUAAAUAUGAUAGUACUAAAGAGUAUGAAGAGAGUCAAGCUGUUUUAGAUCUCAGUAAAUAAUGAUUUUACUUUCUCCUCCAGGUUUUUGUGUAUCUAUAGUAUGGUAAUCAGUAUAUAUAUAUAUAUAUAUAUAU